This is a messenger RNA of Lampris incognitus (smalleye Pacific opah), 1772 nucleotides long. It is a transcript of the gene smarcb1a, whose product is annotated as SWI/SNF related, matrix associated, actin dependent regulator of chromatin, subfamily b, member 1a. Lineage: Eukaryota; Metazoa; Chordata; Actinopteri; Lampriformes; Lampridae. The transcript has 9 exons. Gene Ontology annotation, cellular component: nuclear chromosome; nucleus. The record is from RefSeq and is a predicted model, not a curated record. Gene Ontology annotation, biological process: chromatin remodeling; regulation of transcription by RNA polymerase II. The coding region runs from base 27 to 1148 and encodes 373 amino acids. Gene Ontology annotation, molecular function: transcription coregulator activity.
ACGGAGCUUUGUUAUUACAUCCCAGUAUGGCGCUCAGCAAGACUUUUGGGCAAAAACCUGUAAAAUUUCAGCUGGAGGAGGAUGGAGAUUUUUAUAUGAUCGGAUCGGAGGUUGGCAAUUACCUUAGAAUGUUCCGAGGUUCCCUCUAUAAGAGAUAUCCAUCGUUGUGGAGAAAACUGGCAUCGGUGGAGGAGCGCAAGAAGAUUGUAGAAUCGUCACAUGAUCAUGGAUACACCACCUUAGCCACUAGCGUGACCCUGCUGAAGGCCUCGGAGGUGGAGGAGAUAUUUGACGGGAACGAUGAGAAGUACAAAGCUGUCUCCAUCAGCACCGAGCCCCCCGCCUACCUCAGGGAACAGAAGGCCAAGAGGAACAGUCAGUGGGUUCCCACUCUGCCCAACAGCUCUCACCACCUGGAUGCCGUCCCCUGUUCUACCACCAUCAACCGCAGUCGCCUGGGCCGUGACAAGAAGAGAACCUUCCCUCUGUGCUUUGACGACCACGACCCAGCCGUGAUCCACGAGAACGCCACCCAGUUUGAGGUUCUGGUUCCCAUCCGACUGGACAUGGAGAUAGAGGGACAGAAGCUCCGAGAUGCUUUUACCUGGAAUAUGAAUGAGAAGCUGAUGACCCCGGAGAUGUUUGCUGAGAUUCUGUGUGACGACUUGGACCUCAACCCGCUUGCCUUCGUCCCUGCCAUCGCCUCUGCCAUCCGGCAGCAGAUUGAGUCCUACCCAACGGACAGCAUCCUGGAGGAACAGACGGACCAGAGGGUCAUCAUCAAGUUGAACAUCCACGUGGGAAACAUCUCCCUGGUGGACCAGUUUGAGUGGGACAUGUCGGAGAGGGAGAACUCGCCGGAGAAGUUCGCCCUGAAGCUUUGCUCUGAGCUCGGCCUGGGCGGAGAGUUCGUCACCACCAUUGCCUACAGUAUCCGGGGACAGCUGAGCUGGCACCAGAGGACAUACGCCUUCAGUGAGAACCCCCUGCCCACAGUGGAGAUAGCCAUUAGAAACACAGGGGAUGCUGAUCAGUGGUGCCCCCUACUGGAGACACUAACAGACGCAGAGAUGGAGAAGAAGAUCAGAGACCAGGACAGAAACACGAGACGAAUGAGGCGACUGGCGAACACGGCGCCCGCGUGGUAGAACAUAGGCGUUAUCGCCCCCUGGAGGAACGGCGGCCGUGUGACGAGGUACGAGGCUGCUGUGAUUCACAAAGCUAAUGGCAGCAAACAGCAGAGACAUUCCCUCAACCAGCUGCCCCCGAGCAGCUCCUCUUUACCAAAUGCCUCUGUCCUCAACUCAGUCGUGACCCUUUUUAAACCCCGACAAGUUCUGUUCGUGUUUUUUUUAAAAUGAGAAUUUGUUUUGUUAGACCAAGUCCCGUUAGAAAAUUGCCCUCCAUUGUGUUCCCUCCCAAUCCCUGAUGUGGAGAAGCUGUUCUGACUUUGACCACUGGGUCUCUUUGCCACAAAGGGAAAACGACACACAGCCAAUUUCAGAUAAUAUAUGAUGUUGUAUUUGUUGUUUUUGUACAUUUUAAUAAUUCUUACAAAAUAAAAGUCAAUGAUCUUGAUGUGACUCUGUUGUAAUGUGCACUGGGUGAGAAGGAAUAAGCUCUGAAACAUCCUGGGCGGGACCUUUGUUUCUUGGCGGUUGAGCCACGGUGCGGCUGAUGUUGAAACGAAUGGUUUUGUUCAGUUUCCACGGCAACCGAGUCGUGUGUUGUGCUAAGCAGUUUCUAUUCUGAGGCCCUCACAAAGGCCGUGU